AGACAACUCUGAACGUGUUCAUGCCGGUGACAUUUUUGUUUAUUGUGACAACUUAAAAUAAUUUGUCGUCCAGAAUACACAAAUCACUAAUAUUUUAAGAGGAUAUUUAGAUACAUUCAAUCAUGAAUCCAGGAGGUAUGGAGAAGAUGCUGGAGGGGCAACUGUUGGAGGCCUCCAAGGUUGUGGAACAGCAGUUGGAUGCUGAGAUUGAUCGUCUUGAGAAGAUGGAUGAAGAUGAUUUUGAUAUGCUGAGGAAACAACGAAUGGACGCAUUGAAAAAAUCCCAGCAGCAGAAACAGGAGUGGAUGUCAAAUGGCCAUGGGAAGUAUACAGAGGUUGCAGAUGAAAAGGAUUUCUUUGAUUCUUGUAAAAAGAGCAAGAAAGUUGUGUGUCACUUCUAUAGAGACAGCACAUUCCGCUGUAAGAUCAUAGACAAGCAUUUAGAAAUCUUGGCACCAAAGCAUAUUGAAACCAAAUUCAUCAAAAUAGAUGCUGAGAAAUGCAAAUUUCUGGUGGACAGAUUGAGAAUUGUUGUUCUUCCAACUAUUUGUAUUGCCAUGGAUGGAAAGACCCAGGAUUAUAUUGUUGGUUUUGAUGAUCUUGGUGGUAAAGACGAGUUCCCUACUGAGAUGCUGGAAUGGCGCCUUGGACGGGCCAAGGCGAUCAACUACCAGGGCGAUGUUCUUAAUCCACCCAAAUUUGCAAACCAGAAGGACACUAGUGUGUUUGGCUUUGUGAAAACAAAGAAGACCAUUAAAGAUGGAAGAAAUAAUGAUGACAGUAGUGAUGAAGACUGGUGAUCAUACGAUCUGAGAGUUUAAUUAAUGUUGCUUUUUUAAAAAAACUCCUGAGAUUGUAUAUAUGCACAAUCCUCAUUUUUUUGUUUUUAUUGCAGACAGUUAUGAUGUAAAAUGUUUCAUUUGGCUGGAAGAUAAGUGUUGUCAACAUUUAUGUCACCUUUUAUUUGUGUAUUUAUAUUUAUCAAUUCAUAUUAUAUCAAAUCACUUCUUCACAAACAACAAAGGUUUCUCAUUUUUUUUAAAUAUGACUAAAUUUUCAGACAUAGUAAUAUAAUGCUUGUAAAUUUUAAAAUUGUGUUCAGUCAUCUUUUUUCAUACAUGUAAAAAUAAAUUCAUUUUACUUUA
Messenger RNA from Mya arenaria, 1145 nucleotides. RefSeq names its product thioredoxin domain-containing protein 9-like. The record is from RefSeq and is a predicted model, not a curated record. Bases 123 to 800 code for a protein of 225 amino acids. NCBI's taxonomy places the organism in Eukaryota, Metazoa, Mollusca, Bivalvia, Myida, Myidae. The transcript is spliced from 2 exons. Gene Ontology annotation, biological process: microtubule cytoskeleton organization. Gene Ontology annotation, cellular component: cytoplasm.